UGGUCCAAUUUCAAUCUAGUCCACAGUUUAAUAGAGUCGGUCUCCAUACGCCUUGUAAUAUCAGAGAUACAGAAUUAAAGCCUGAAAAUAUUAUUUUUCUCGAUAUUCAUAACUUUUUUUUCCAUUUGGGAUUACGAAGGCCAUGAAUUUCGAAUUGGAGCGAGAGAUAGGUUUUAUUAACAGCCAGCCUUCGCUCGCCGAAUGCCUGACGUCCUUCCCUGCUGUCGCUGAUACAUUUCAAAGUUCAUCAAUCAAGAACUCGACGCUUUCACACUCGACACUAAUUCCUCCUCCUUUUGAGCAGACUAUCCCGAGCUUGAAUCCCAGCAGCAACCAGCCGCGGCCAAGUCGCGAACAGCGGCCUCCAAAUGGCCUAUUCCCAUCUGCUGCCGCGGCCGAGUUCCCGUGGAUGAAAGAGAAAAAGUCGAAAAAAAACGAGACACCUCUGUCAUUGUCAGCUCCGGUCCCUGGGUCCUCUCAGACGGCGGAGUCUCCGACAGGCCAGUGUGAACAGGAAAUCAGCAACAGCUCCCGGAGACUCAGGACAGCGUACACGAACACGCAACUCUUGGAACUAGAGAAAGAAUUUCACUUCAACAAAUAUUUGUGCAGGCCACGCAGAGUGGAGAUCGCGGCCCUUCUCGACCUGACCGAGAGGCAAGUUAAAGUGUGGUUUCAGAACCGACGCAUGAAGCACAAGAGGCAAGCGCAGUACAAAGAAAAUCAAGAGGGGGAAGUUAGUUUUUCUAUCAGUUCGCUUCCAGAGGACAAAGGCGAGGAGUCGUCGCUGUUCAGCCAAACCGUGGAAGCAUCAGGAACCUAUUUAGACAGUAAAAACUGCGCCGAACAAGCAAGAAAGCAAAUUCAACACACACUUAACAAAGAACUCCAAAACCUGCAGGAUCUGGCUGUAUGCGGUAGCGACGGAAAAGCUAAGAGUCCGUUCUAUCUGACAGCCAGUGCUGAAAACGGGUUUACAAUAGGCCAGACUUGUACCUCGGGUUUGGACACUCUUAGUACAGAGGCCCUCGAAUUGGUCUCCCUAGCAGAUUUAAACAUGUUUUCUUCGGAUUCCUAUCUGCCGUUCUCCGAUGGAUUAUCUCCCAGCUUGCAGGGUUCCAUCGACAGUCCUGUGGAUAUCCCCGAGGACAGUUUUGAUUUUUUCACCAGCGCUCUGUGCACAAUAGACUUGCAACACCUUAAUAAUCAGUAGCAAUUCGCAAGCUUUAGGGCCCGUGUAGAAAUGCAGCCUUGUUUAAUAAUAUGUUCAGUAUUUCCUAUUUAAAUUACAAUAAUAUGGAAUAUUAAAGAAAAAUAUAGAAUUGAUCUCACAGUAAAUAAUUUAUCCGUCAGCCUUGACCCGGAGUCUACAAGAAUUGCAGUCUUUAUUGAACAGGUAUUUAAACAGAUACAGUUUUAUUCAGUUUCAGUUUCCUAAAUUAUGUUAAAACCGUGAAAAAAUUGUAGAUUCCCCUUAUUCACUAACUCAGGAAAACAUAUACGGGGAUUGUAUUUAUAGCAAAACUGUUUUACCUUACGGGUCCCAAAAAAACUGUGAUGAUUUACUUUAUGUUUUAGCGGUAGCCUAUUUAUUAUAAGUGAAUUUUAAAUUAUUUAUUGUACAUUAUUUUCAUAGUUUAAAUAAAACGACUUAAUUCUUUAA
Molecule: messenger RNA, 1663 nt
Organism: Rhincodon typus (whale shark)
Lineage: Eukaryota; Metazoa; Chordata; Chondrichthyes; Orectolobiformes; Rhincodontidae
Product: homeobox protein Hox-A2-like
Exons: 2
Coding region: 143-1213 (356 amino acids)
Biological process (GO): regulation of DNA-templated transcription
Molecular function (GO): DNA binding; DNA-binding transcription factor activity, RNA polymerase II-specific
Source: RefSeq, a predicted model, not a curated record